Aplysia californica (California sea hare) is the source of this 8257-nucleotide messenger RNA. RefSeq lists its product as uncharacterized. The record is from RefSeq and is a predicted model, not a curated record. Gene Ontology annotation, molecular function: actin filament binding. Gene Ontology annotation, biological process: actin filament bundle assembly. Lineage: Eukaryota; Metazoa; Mollusca; Gastropoda; Aplysiida; Aplysiidae. Gene Ontology annotation, cellular component: plasma membrane; actin cytoskeleton.
GUAAAGAACGGCGACGCCAGUAAUGAAGUAAACCUCGAGUUCCAAGCAGACAGUUCAGUAGACAACACAUCCGCCAACCCACUGUACGAGAUGAGCGCCGACACGCAGUCUUCCAACCCUCUCUACGACUUCUCUUCGAGCUCGGGCAACCCGCUCUACGACCUGACCACCGAGGAGAGCAAUAGCAGCCAGUCGGCCAACCCGCUGUACGACUUCUCGGCCGAGACCACUGACAACCAGACGGCCGAGUCCAGCGGGAACCCUCUCUACGACUUCGAGAACGGCCACGCCGAGCCGUCGUCCACGCAGCAAGAGACGGAGGUUGUGGGGUCUGGGGGGAACGCGAUGGAAGAUGACUUUUUCGGGACCAUAACUACCACUACAACCACGACGACCUCCAGCAGCGACGCCGACCUUCUCGGGGAUUUCGGGGACCAAAACCAGGCGGUAACGGAGUCGUUUGAGGAGCAGCAACCAGAGGAACAACAGGAGGAUGUUAUCGCGGACCAAAGUAGUUUAGGAACAGAGGACCAACAAGACAGCUUUUUCAGGGAAGAGAUUGUGCAGCAGCCCACUGAGGACGAAGGAGUGGGAGAUGUAGUCGAAGCUGCUGCAGAGUUGGAGGAGGAGGGUUCCGUGCCUACCACGGAGGACCCAGAAGUGCUGGUGACCGGCACAGAAGAGCUGCCUGAUCUUGUGGUCACAGAGGAAGGGGAUGACGAUCAACAAGCCGCGGCCGGGGCUGGAAGCACUGACCAGUACGGGCACGACAGGAGAGAGGAGGACCUGGAGCAGUACUGCAUGGACAGAGAGGAGUCGGACCUGAUUGCAGACGAGCAGGAGAGAUAUCCCAGCGGACAGGCUGACCAGAGCGCUGACGUUGUGGCUGAAGAGAGUGCUGCCCCGGCUGUCGAGAUUGUGGAAGAAGUUUAUGAUGACAGCACGGCGGAGAAACAAGUAGAAACAGAGGAAGAAAUACCCGAACCAAAGGCCGAACCUGAGGCCGAACCAGAGGCCGAACCUGAGGCCGAACCAGAGGCCGAACCUGUGGCCGAACCUGUGGCCGAACCUGUGGCCGAACCUGUGGCCGAACCUGUGGCCGAACCUGUGGCCGAACCUGUGGCCGAACCUGUGGCCGAACCUGUGGCCGAACCUGUGGUGGAACCUGUGGCCGAACCUGUGGCCGAACCAGUGGCCGAACCUGUGGCCGAACCUGUGGCCGAACCAGAAGCCGCGGCUGCAACAGAGGUGUGCGAAGAGGACCAAAGAGAUGGUGUGGAGCAGGAGGAGGAGGCUGUCAUGCAAUUCCAGGAGGAGGAGAGGAGCGAAGUUCCCAGCGCUGGACAGGAUCCCGGGGCUUCUACAGAGGACGCGGCUGAGGAGGAGAUCGUGCAGGACGGACGUACCAUCUCCAAGACCACCAGGACCGAGAAUCAAUUUUCAGACGGUGGUCUUGAAAACUCCAACAUCACCUCUGAGAGCUACACAUCAGACCAAUGGGCGGAUCGGAAUAGUCAGAAUGCUGAUUACAACAACAGAGGAGCAGAAGAGCAGGAUAUAGUUCACUUCUCAGAGAUGUCGUCGGUCAAGUCGAGGUUUGAGGGGGAGCCCGAGCCACCCCCUCGCGCCCAGGUUGAUAUCCAGCAGGAAGUUUUGUCCGCCGAGGGCGGGGUAUACGAGAGCGAGCCCCAGGCCUUCACCCAGUGGCAGAACGAAGAAGAGGAAGAGGAAGGGGUGCACGAGAGUGUGCCCGUCCGCCGGGACGAUGUGGCCCGCGAGGCCGAUAAGGAUAUGACGGCCGACCUGCCCGCUGUGGGCACCGCGUCUAGCAUCAGGGCCAAAUUCCUGAGUGGUCAAGUAGAGAACAGCAACGAGCCGCGCAACAGGAGGGAGAUCACCCCGCCGGCCCAUGGGACGGGUGGAGAGUUCGUGUCCGAGCCCCGGACCGUCGUAGAGAAGUACGAGGGGAAAGCCGAGGCCGGAGUGUUCGAGUCGGAGCCCCAGGCCAACCCCGAGGUGGUCACGUCGUACUCCGCGCAGGAGGAGGUGCUGCCUGAGCAGGGAUUUGCCCGGAAUGUCGCAGCCCGCUUCAAGGAUCUGGAGAAGAACCAGAGCACGCCGUCCUCGUCUGGAAAGAGGGAGAUCACCCCGGACCGCUCCGGACAGGUGGAGUAUGUGUCGGAGCCGCGUGGACAGGUGGAACACUACGAAGGCAAGGCCGAUUCCGGCGUGUUCGAGUCGGAGCCUCAGUACAACCCGGACGUGGUGCGCUCUGGAGAAGACCUGGAGGAGCAGCUGCCCGAGCGGGGUAUGGCCAGGAACAUCGCCAGCAAGUUCCGCCAGAUCAGCACGGACAACUCGCAGUACUCGAGCCCGCGAGGCAAGAGGGAGAUCACCCCGGACAGAUCGGGCCGCGUGGAGUACGUCAGCGAGCCCAGGGGACAUGUGGAGCAGUAUGAGGCGCGCGUGGAUGCUGGUGUGUUUGAAAACCAGCCAGCGGAAGACCCAAAUGUUGUCAAAUCAGACACAUCGGUAAGCCAAUCUGAGGCGGACGAUUAUGUCCCUGAGCGCGGCUUUGCCAGGAACGUGGCUGCCAAGUUCCGCGAGCUGGAGAGUACCGCCAAGUCCCCUCCGCUGUCCCCCGGCAGGAGGAAGGAGUUCACCCCGCCGAGAGAAGAUGCCGGGGCCCGCCAGUCUGGCGUCUACGAGAGCACCCCGGAGGUCAAGGCCGAGGUGGUCCACUCUGGCGACAUGCAGGAAGAAGCCCUGCCCGAGCGCGGCACGGCCCGCAACAUGGCGCAGCGUUUCCGCCAGAUGGAGAGCGAGAGCCGCACCCCGGGCUCCCCGCGCGCCAAGAAGGAGUUCACCCCGCCGCCCGCCGAGUCUGGCGUGUUUGAAAGCCAGCCGCAGCAGUUCCAGGCCGACUACAACCGGCCCCCCGAGUCGGGCAUCAUCGAGAACCAGCCGGUAGAGCGCGAUGACGUGGUCCGCGGCUCUGAGCCCCCCAAGCACGAGGAGGAGUUGCCCGAGAGGGGUUUCGCGCGCAAUCUGGUCAGUCGCUGGAAGCAGAUGGAGUCUCAGAGUGCCCAGGCCACCUCUCCCGGAUCGGCGGGCAGGGUCAAGGAGUUCACGCCACCCCGUGAGGAGCCCAGAAUAGCUCAGCAGAGGAAGUCUCCGCGCACCCCCAUGUCCCCCACGGGACAGAUGGACAACGGCUCAGUGCACCCCUCGGAGCUGCCCGGCCAGUACCAGCCGCAGAACGAACCAUCUGUGUUUGAGUCCCAGCCAGAGCACCUUCCGGACGUGGUGAGAGAGGAGGACACCGACUGGGCCGAGGGCAUGCCCAAGAAGGACACUGCCAAGAAGAUGCUCGCCAGGUUCCAGCAGAUCCAAGCCGAGGCCAAGAAGGAGCAGCCCAAGCCUGUGUCUCGCAAGGAACCCGGAGCACGUACACAAAGGAAGGAAUCCGAAAGCGAAAGUAGUGAGCCCCCAGAGCCACCCAUGGAAAACGCUAGGCUAAAGUUUGAAGACCCGGAGAAGGCCCAAAACGUUCGCAAUCAAUAAUGACGUGAUCUUCUGCACGACCCACUACAAGCAGCUGUUUGCUACCAAGGGGAACUACGACGAGGGCUUCGGCCGCAUGCAGCACAAGAAACGCUGGAACAGCCAUCCUAACCUGGCUGAAGGGGAGGGGGAUGGAUCACAAGAAGCCAAAUCAUAGAGACAGUAGUUUACCGUUAUAUAAUUUAGCCAUGUUUGAUCAUGUAUGUUUGUUUUUGUUACCAUUUUUUAAAAGAAUGCCCAUUCUUUUGAUUCCUCGUAUUGUGAGCUGAGAACAAUAGUACCAGGUUUGUUUGAGAUUUGAGGUAUUGUGUCAGAGCCAUGUUUUAUCGUUCAGUGAUGAGGCGGAGAGCUGGGUGGUUGAUGGGAAAGGUCAGAUUGUUGAAUUUAUUGCUCAACAGGGCUCUGAAAGAACUGAGCUCUCUGUGUAAGCGUCAUUCAACGACAUAUCAAGUGUACAGACAAGCCUUGAAAAAGUGGACAUUAUUUGUAUUCUUAUGAAAAAAUCUAGUUUAGUAGGGGUUUAGAAACCAAAAAUGAUUUUUACCUUUUUCUGGAAACAGAAAAGGAAUGUUAUUUCCAGAAAUAUAGAUGUUGUCUUCACUAAGUCAGGAAAACAAUGUUCUAGACAAAGGCAUUUAUAUGAGGCAGAGCUAUACCAGGUCUUGGUCUCUCAUGAAUGCUCAUCAAUUCUGUCUCUGUAAAACUACACUCGAGUCAAAGCCUAUCUCUGUUGUUUGAAAGUAUGGUGUGAAGCAAUGAUAGAAGUGUUGUUUUUUUCUGUUGUGAGGAGUGUAGUCUGAACCCCACAAUUACUCUAGCGAUGUUCUGAUCAUCAAAACAUUGGCUGUUGACCAGCUGAGGCAGAGAAAAAGUACAGUCACGUAUUGGAGCUGCUGUUCCAGCCUGUAACACAAUUACUAUUCCUUUCUUCCAUUGCCAUCAUCAUACAAAAACAUUUCAUCUUUGUAUUUUUGAAGGGAAUCAUGUGCUUUGUUUUGUCAUUUCAUGGACAUUUCACAAGUUUUGAAUGACUAAUAGAGCAGCUCUGUCAUGUUUUUAGAAGAAAAAAUUUGUUACCUUCUGAAGAAUCGAGAAACUCGUUAUGGCGACUUACUGCGAGUGUGAUUUUUGCUUUUCACCCUGCCUUUUGAGUACUGCCAGUUAAUAUGGUUUAACAAUAUAUGGCAGCUGAAUCGGUUUAGAAGAAGACUGAAGUAAAUAUGUAAAGCAAUUUUUUAUCUGAAAAUGUCAGCCGUUUUGAAAGUAAUUCUUGUUUGUACUGUAAAGAAAAGUUUUCUUCAAACUCGAACAUUUUGUUUGUACAGAGAAAUCAGUAAUAUUUUGUCUCUCUAAGAGUAUUAUGUGAACUUAAUGUCACACACUUAAAACUUUUUCAAUUUCAAUGAGAUGCUUUAUUUUUUUUAGUGUCACUUUCCAUCUGUGACUGAAAUGACUGUUGACUUUCAUGACUUAAGUUCGAGUUCUUCCUGGUCUAAGUGCUACUUAACUAACACUGCAGGUUUGGAGGUGAGAGCUGUGGGAUGUACCAUAGUGUGUUCCACUCUGUAGGAGCAUAUUCUCACUCCACUUGUACAUAUCUUUUCUUAUUCUAUUGUGUCAAGAGAAUGGGGACUCCAAGAGCUUAAGUUGCAAAAGGACUCAUCUCUUACUUGAACUUGAAUGUCGUUGUCAAAAGACUUGAAUUCUGUGUGUAAAGAAGGAAGAGAGUGAGUGUUGCUCAACAGAUGAGAAAGGUCAUUAUGCAGUGUGAUAGCUCUGAACUGAUUCAGCAGUAUUCAAGAACUUAUUUAGAAAAGUAAGACUAUUUUGUACUAAUGUUUUGAUUUUUUAUAUAAGCCAUAAGUAGUUAUCUUCAUUUUGUUUUUUGUUUUUCGAUUUGAGAAGACCAGAAGACUCUAAAUGUACAUUUAGGAAGAGAUUCAGAGAUGCAGGGUUUUCAUGAAAAAAAAAAUGCUGCUGGCGGAUGCUGUAUUUAUCGUCAGUUUCAUAUUAUUUGACACUGGAGAAUCUUUAGAGAGUCUGAUCUGGUGAUUUUAGUGCCAAAAUAAUGAGAAUUUAUCUCUGUACAUGAAUAUAUUUUUUUUUACAGAAACUGUUCUGCCCAGAAUAACAGCCUUGUUGAGUCUUAUUUAUCCAAUAGUUCGGUUCUUGGUUUGUUUGGGGGGGUGGGGAGGGUUAUUCUUUGUAGCUACAACAUUUGCUCUGACCAUAACUUAUUGUUUGCAGUCCCACAGUUGUUUUAGCUCUUGCCAUAUCACUAGAGAUGAUUUUUGUAUAAUUUCGAAAAACACUGACAAUGGCUUUGUAUAGCUUUAUACAUAAUGUGUGUCAUGGUUUAAGAUUUUGUUGGCUGAUGAAGUGGCUGGUCAAUCAUGAUGAGGAUAAGCUGCAGGGCUUACUACAGUCCAGUGGGUAGGGAUGUUUGCUCCAGCGUGAGGGGGUCGCAUGUGGCUGCUGUGUGGAUGCUUAGUGGGAACGUCUUGAUGGUAGCUGGGAGGCUGUAUUGGAAAGUGGCAGCCUCCACAGUAUCAAGCAGGAAAACUGAACAUCAAAUCAACUUUAUUUUUAAAAUAUGCAAAUUCAGGUGUUACAAUCAAGUGUGCUUAUGCUAGUGAUGAAUAAAGGAGGUGGAAACCUUUCACGACUGAACAUGUUUGUAAAGUGGGUCAUGCCCUUUGUGCUGGGUCCUGUUCUCUGAGAGAGGAAGAAAAUGUUUUGAUACUUCAGUACCUAAGACCUGUAUAGGGGAGAGGGAGGAUGAGACAUUUGAUGACAUCUAAGGUCGCCUUAUACCUAUACAUGUGUGCAGGACGGUGGUUACGAUGAGGGAGUUGUUGCGUGCUGUUAUGAUGCUCUUUCUGGUGUUUUGUUCAUUGCUCUCGCACAUUUGUAGAAAUGAUACAUGUACCACGAUGCAUUGAGGUUUCUAAAUAUUCACAUCAUGGAGCGGUUUUUUUUCCCUCCUACUGUAUUGUUCUUGUGUUCUCAUCUGGAUGCUCGUCUCUCAUUGAGUGUGUGUGUGUGCAUCUGUCCCUCUUGCCUGGCCACAGUUUGUAUUCUGAGAGCAUAAUUUUCCAAGCUGCAUAUUUUAUACUCUGUUUUACAUCAAGCAUUGAAUAGGUCUCAUCGAAUGGUUUACAUAUAUUUUUUUCUCAUGGUAAGAUUUGCUCUGUAAUUUUUAUUCACUUAAAGAAAGGAGUUUGGAGGGUUGCCAAUAUAGAGGAAAGUUGUUUGUAGAAAGGGAGGCUAACCAGCUAGACCUGAAGGACAUUCUGCUUCUCCUCCAAGAAGGAACUGGAAUGUUGUCCAUGGGGCUCUAAUGCUCCCACCAAAAGCGUGAGCCAUGAGAUAUGUGCCUGAAGGUUACCAUGGACUCACCAGAGUGACUCACAGCUCUAGUGCCACUGCACAGCCAGUGUUAAGGGACUAGGGACUGAUUGAGCCUUGUAAAAUUUUGGGUUGUUUUUUUCUUAAAGAAGGUUACCAGAGUCGACCUGUUAAUACUUUUUUCAUACUUUUUCAUGUGACUGCUGCUUUCUGCUUGUCAUCAAUUUAAACUAUAAGCAGCUCUGCAGCAUGGUUAUUUUUUUUCCUUUUGUUUCAGUAAGGCAAAUGUAGACUUUUAUUGUGUAUGCUGUAGCUUUAUUUGUUUUGUAAUCUCUGACUUGGCUUGGAUACGUUCAAGCCCUGCCAAUGUCAUGGGCUUGUCUGCUAUUUUUCCCCCACGUCUUGUUAAGAAUGUACCUGGGUUUUUGAGAGUGUCAGGUUUCUCUGUGCCUGUCUUUGAGCGUCUUGCCUGUCCUAUGACUGAUCUUGUUGGUGUGUUUCCGAAGCUGUUCUCUGUGCUUGUUCUGUUUAAACCAACUGAGCACUACGCAAGAUUUCAACAUGUUAAUUCAUAUAAAGUAUUUUUGGUAAAAUAAAAUACGGAGACCUGCUUGUACAUGUUAUGUUUGUAUUAAACUUUAACCAAGCCAGAGGCAUCUCAUCAAGACUAUCGGAAUGUUCAUGUGGGGCUGUAUUCAUGAUGUACCAAGAGUACUUUAAUCUGUUUUGUCACAGGAAACUUUAGGAUGUCUUUAUAGUGAGUAACAACAUUCACCUGAUACCAAGCAAACGUUUUUUUUGAAAAACAAUUGCAGCUCUUUUAACGUCAUUGGCCGACUCUGAGAGAAGGUUUGUCCUGGGGUUUGUGACUAGUGGCUAUCAUUGGGGCCAGAGAAGGCUUCACAAGUGGGAAAUUGUUCUGACCUUUGGCCUUUUGAACAUCACUAGUUGUCCUCUAACAUCGUUCCAUCAACGGUUUUUGUUGGAAAUGUCAUUUCGGUUAGCUGACAGUUUGCCUCCAACAUGUGUUGUUGUUAAAUUACCAACCAAACAGCCGUGGUCAUCGUCAGAAAUAAGGACAAGAACUAUUCUCUUUGAUCGAGCUCAGUACAAAUAAUGUCAUGUGCACACUUUAUUUAAAAUGCCCAACUAAUAUGAUUUUGCAAGCUGUUUCCUGGUCUUCUUCAGACCACAAUUAAAAAAAACACACGAGGAAAUGAGUACAAAAUGUCAGUGCAAUGUCAUCAGUAAAUAGAAUUUAUGUGAUUUGCAUUUUGUUCUUAUUUUUGUAUCAAGUAUAAUACAUUCUUUAUUAUUAUUGCAAAUAAACAUUAUUAAAGCUUCA